Messenger RNA from Dermacentor albipictus, 1869 nucleotides. RefSeq lists its product as uncharacterized. NCBI's taxonomy places the organism in Eukaryota, Metazoa, Arthropoda, Arachnida, Ixodida, Ixodidae. The record is from RefSeq and is a predicted model, not a curated record.
UGACGUGCAUCUGUGGAAUGCAGAACUCAAAUACCCUGCAACGCUACUGCUAACGUUUCACUGUGCUACGAAGCUGUCGCCCGGCGUAGUCAUCACACUGCGGCGUCGACUGCACUCACUGUAAGCAAGUUUUCAUUUACCCGCAACGGCGAACUACUGCGUAGCACCUGAGACCCAACCGAUACGACGGCGACUAAAUGUGGCAGAGCCGGGUCAUAGUAUCAACGGUUGAUGCUGAUGCUAUAGUAAGUUCGCCACAGCCUUUUUCAGUAUUUGCGAUGACGCAAAAAGACUUGGACGUGCUGUGCGAUGCACUCGCCGAAAUGUCAGGGGAAGAACUGCUGUCCCUGAAGAAAUCCGACAUCUGGUGGCUACCGGACUUAGAGAAUGAUACGCCGGUGCAGGCCAUGCACGCCAUUCGACUUUCCGUGGAACGUUUUGAUUCGCUUGACACCCGUACCUCCCUCGUUGCGUGGCUCUACUGCUGCCUCGAGGAGCGGCAAGUACUUCGCUCGUGGCGUUCGUAUCGUAUCAGCGGAGCCCCCAGUCCCGCUGUGGCGCGUAAAGUCCGCUUCAUUCUGCACGAGCGAUUGGCGACCGUUUUGAAAUAUCCGGGUUGCCAUACCAACUGCGCUAAGACAGAGAGUGAAGGUGUCGUCUACGCCUGCGUCAUGGCCACGCCUCUCGGAGACACUUCAUUGGAGCACGACGUCAUCGGCUUGUGCGCUCCGCGUUCGCUGCCGUAUCUGUUCGUUCACGCCACGACGAGAUGUGAGCUCCGUGUCACUGCCGCACUCCACGUCGUGCUGCAGAAAGAUCCCGAAAAAAUACUCGAAGGCCACUUCGACAAACUUGGAUUAGCAAUUGCCUGUUACCGUGAGCACAGGGCUGACGAUGGUGCGCAGUUGAUGAGCAAUGCACCGGACGACAAGACAGGACCCGUCUUGAAGACUUCCGACCGGAAAGACGAGACAGCAGCCGACCAACCUGGACAGCCUUCUGUGACGAAGCCGCCGUUAUCAAGAACAGAAAAGGACGAUUCCGGUAGCAGCCAAAGUGACCACCAAAAUUAAGAGCAUUUUCAUCUGGCAAGACUCCCACAAGGUCCUCUACGAGGGCUUCAACCAAACAACGGAGACCUCCUUCGCUUGUCCAAGCCGUUUGUGGAAGGUCGCCGAACAGGAGACAGUGUUGCGAAGUUAAUUGAGCACUACGAAGAUUUAACGAAGCAUGUGUGAACCCUACGAAAGAAGCGUCUCUCAAAGCAGGAGCCCUUCAGUCCUUGCCCUGGAGCCAAUGAGCUGUGCUAGCUAAUCCACAUCACGUGGCCGCAAAUUUGUGGCUAUGGAUAUCGACGACCACAUAUGCCUUCUCUGGCUGUAAAAAAAUGUUAUCUUUCCACCCACGCUUUUUACCUCUGGCUUCAUGACUCGCCGGAGUACAUAUACUGCCACUUUUAAAAAGCACGGUGACGUGACGGCCAUGAGGUUCUCUAUUUACAGCCGAUGACGGCUCACUGCAAGUGACCUUUCAAGUCCGCAAAAAUUUAAUGCUGUGUGUUGAGGUUCGUUUUUAUAUUUCUGACGUGUUUCUUUUGAAAUGAACUCGAUGAUUUUAUCUAUAGACAGCUGUAUUUUUACUUCUUACCCUUUGAUUUCUCUCUCUUGAUUUCUGUCAGUUUGGUAGUUUUGGCCCAAAUGCUUGGACGUCACUUUCGCGAUGCAACACGAAGUGAUCGCCGAGUACCCAUUAUCUCCUGUCUCCAUUGUCAUGCUGUAUACCUGGAGAGAUUUCGACAUUCUCGUUUUGCUGCAAAAGCAGCGAUAACAUUUUUUUCAUCAAGUCAAUAAAAAAAAUUUGUCACCUCCA